Molecule: messenger RNA, 1227 nt
Organism: Folsomia candida
Lineage: Eukaryota; Metazoa; Arthropoda; Collembola; Entomobryomorpha; Isotomidae
Product: regucalcin
Exons: 5
Coding region: 66-1013 (315 amino acids)
Biological process (GO): L-ascorbic acid biosynthetic process
Molecular function (GO): enzyme regulator activity; gluconolactonase activity; calcium ion binding
Source: RefSeq, a predicted model, not a curated record
GCCACUACAUAAAAGCGUUAAGCGAGCCACGAAAUCAAUCAUUGUAAAAACGUUUACAGCGCAGGAUGGAUUAUUCUCUCAAGGUUGUCCCCGGUUCCAUAAAAUGUCCCCAAGGUCUUGGCGAAGGGGUGCAUUGGGAUGCUGAAAAAGAAGAACUUCUCUACGUGGAUUUAACUGGGCAGAAGGUUUAUCGAUAUGUGCCAGAAUCUGGGGAAUGCUAUCACCUUAAGAUUGAUGAGGCCUGGGUUCCCGUCAUUAUUCCUGUGAAAGAUGACCCCAACAAAUAUUUGGUCAGUGUUGGCAGAAGUAUUCAAAUAAUGGAGUGGGAUGGGAAAUCUGAGACGGCGGAAAGCUUCAAAACUCUGAAUACCGUUGAUAAUGAUAAUCCCACAAAUUGGCUUAAUGAUGGAAAAUGUGACGCAUCUGGAAGAUUUUGGACAGGUUCGGUUGGCCAAUACAGUUUCCAAACUGGGAAAGCUGACUUGAAAAAAGGAACUUUGUACAGCCUUGGAAAAGAUGCCAAAUUGAAGGGACAUAUUUCUGAAAUUGAUUUUUCCAACGGGUUAACUUGGUCGCCCGAUAAUCGCACGAUGUAUUACAAUGAUUCGUAUUCUGGUGUUGUAGCCGCGUUUGAUUUUGACAUUAUGGAUGGAAAAUUAAGCAAUCGCCGUUCCGUAUUUGACUUUUGUAAAGCAAACAUCUCAGGCGUUCCGGACGGUAUGACGGCAGACUCUGAUGGGAAUUUGUGGAUUGCCAUGUUUAGCGGGGACGGGCUAAUAAAAGUUGAUCCGAACACAGGCAAGCAGAUCGGAUGUGUUAAAGUUCCAACUAAACGGGCUACUUGUCCGACGUUUGGUGGAAAAAACUUGGACAUUUUAUAUAUUACUACCGCAGGUGCUUUUAUGCCGAAUGAAAACGCUUCGGAUAUUGGGGAAGAUUGUGGAGCAGUCUUUCAAGCUGAAAAUGUUGGUGCGAGAGGGAUCUCGGGAGGGAUAAGUUUUGCUGGAGUAUAAAUCUUUGAAUAAGGUAGAAUGUAUUCUAGAGAAAAUAUACUUUUAUGCAGGGGAAUUAAAGUAAUAAAAUUAAUGACAUUAUGUGCAUCACAAAUUUACUACUUAGCAAACACUUUCCAACAUUUGUAAAUUUCUCACUGAAAAGUUUUGGUGAUUAGAAAAAACUAUUAAAUCGUAAUAUGUAAAUAAAUACCUGCAAUUAUGAAGAUUUUAA